Messenger RNA from Phyllotreta striolata, 1716 nucleotides. NCBI's taxonomy places the organism in Eukaryota, Metazoa, Arthropoda, Insecta, Coleoptera, Chrysomelidae. The record is from the annotation of a GenBank genome assembly.
AUGACAUCACGUCAAACACUUUCUGGUGUUGAUGGACAGGGCACGAAUACCCCGCAAGUUGUUCAGGGGUUUUCAGGUGCUGAGGGUGGCAUCCUAGAGGGAGGCAUUGCCUCAGGUUUUGCUCCGGGGGUGCGCCUCAAGCACCGAACACGUAGAUACAACGCUUCUGGAAGCCUCAGCGACAGCUCCUCCAGCGUAAAACGACAAGAAUCUUCGCCAACUUUGACGCUCAUAUCGUCAAAGGGCUCUGCUGAUUCGAAUUACUCCCAGCCUUCAUCGGAUCUAUCACUUGACGAGGAGAAAGAGACGCUGCGUAGGGAAAAAGAGCGGCAAGCACUUAGUCAACUCGAAAAAGCAAGAACGAAACCGGUAGCGUUUGCCGUCAGAACCAACGUCGCCUACGAUGGCUCCGUCGACGACGAUUCUCCAGUCCAUGGAUACGCGAUUUCUUUUGAAAUUAGGGAUUUUUUACAUAUUAAGGAAAAAUACGACAACAACUGGUGGAUCGGGCGGCUGGUCAAAGAAGGUUGCGACAUCGGUUUCAUUCCAUCGCCGGUCAAGCUGGAGAACCUGCGGUUGCAGCAGGUGCAGACGAGAACGACGAAGCUGUACUCGAGCAAGACGAGCUCGAGUUCGAACAUCGGCGCUUCCGCCGGUAACGAUGUUUCCAGAGGUAGCACUCCUCCCACGCCCGGCGAUGAAUCCGAUUCGAUGGGCAACGCCAGAACGAGCAAAUCGCUCACCACACCUCCGGCGAAGGAAAAAAAGAAACCGUUCUUCAAGAAACAAGAGGCGGCCGCCCCUUACGAUGUAGUUCCUUCCAUGCGACCCGUAGUUUUAGUAGGUCCUUCUCUCAAAGGAUACGAGGUCACGGACAUGAUGCAGAAAGCCUUAUUUGAUUUUUUAAAGCAUAGGUUUGAAGGAAGAAUAAUUAUAACUAGGGUAAUGGCGGAUAUUUCGCUGGCGAAGCGCUCCCUCCUGAACAACCCUUCGAAAAGGGCGAUAAUGGAAAGGUCGACCACUCGAUCGACGUGUCUGUCGGAAGUUCAGGCGGAAAUCGAGCGGAUAUUCGAGCUGGCGACGACGUUACAACUAGUGGUGCUGGAUUGUGAUACUAUAAACCAUCCUUCGCAACUUGCCAAAACUUCUUUAGCUCCUUGUAUUGUCUAUCUAAAAAUUAGUAGUCCUAAGGUUUUGCAGAGGCUUAUAAAAUCGAGAGGAAAAAGUCAAGCUAGGCAUUUAAAUGUUCAAAUGGUUGCUUCAGAAAAGUUAGCUCAAUGUCCGCCUGAGAUGUUCGACGUCAUUUUAGACGAGAACCAGCUGGAAGACGCUUGUGAACACAUAGCUGAAUAUUUGGAAGCUUAUUGGAGAGCCACUCAUCCCGAAAUAAGCGUUCCAAACGUUCCUCGACCAAUGGGAAGUUCGCCUCAGGCUUCUCCUAGUGGGGACCAAGGAAGACCCACGUUACCAGCACACCACGAUGUAUACGGAUACGGCCAUCACGAGUCUCGAGCACAUACUUUCCACACCGGCCACACCCGAAGCAUACGAGGUCGUUUAGAGCGCGAGCGCGAAUACGAAGAGUACUCGGACAGGGAGCUGAACGCGCACCUGGACGACUAUCGAGAGCGCAUCCCCAUCCCCACGUCCAGGUCGCGCGACGAGGAGUUCACCAGCCACAGAGGAGCUUCCAGGCGCGCUCUCAACGCCAUCUAG